Protopolystoma xenopodis is the source of this 339-nucleotide messenger RNA. The record is from the annotation of a GenBank genome assembly. Lineage: Eukaryota; Metazoa; Platyhelminthes; Monogenea; Polystomatidea; Polystomatidae.
AUGCUACAGCAGGCCAACGACAUUCGUACUUUCCGUAUUCAGUCAGCAUUGGAUAAGAUCAUCGCUAUUGAAUUGGUCGCCCUGCCGCCUGACAACAAGUCGCCAUUCGAUGUGAUCGAAUUGCUCAGACUCACCAAACUACAGACGAAAAAGGCGACAGCUGAAAUGAACGCCCUAAGCCUGAGCAUUUUUACCGCCUCAAAUGAAUAUUUGAACCUUCUUCUGCGUGAAUUCGACGCGUAUGUGGCUCAGUACAACUUGGAAGCCCGCAUUGUGGAGGAGAUGAAGAUUCGUCAUGCAAUGGCCGACACACAGGACAGCAGUGGUGAGUACUUCUGA